Molecule: messenger RNA, 1297 nt
Organism: Anarrhichthys ocellatus (wolf-eel)
Lineage: Eukaryota; Metazoa; Chordata; Actinopteri; Perciformes; Anarhichadidae
Product: nodal modulator 1
Exons: 6
Coding region: 153-839 (228 amino acids)
Cellular component (GO): endoplasmic reticulum membrane
Source: RefSeq, a predicted model, not a curated record
GAUUAUAACUUAUCAGCAGCCUCAUCACAUGGGUCCUUUCUGUACGCAGAACAAAAGCAGCGGUAAUCCCGUUGCACUGUUAAACCUCUGGGUUCAUCAUUUUAGCUCGUCUGAAAAGUGCAGGCUUCCUAAUCUCUCGGGCACGGCUGCAAAUGCCUUUAAUUCCACUUAAUUCUCUGUUGUUAUCACACCGAGUGACUUGUACAAAGCCUUAUCCACGGGUCACAGUUGGAGUGAGCCCCAGGUUGUAUCUGUACACUAAGCUCUGUGUUCCCCUUCAGGUCGACAGCAGUGACAUUGAAGGGGUCAAUAUCAUCGCCUUCAGGCAAAUCAAUCAGUUUGACCUCAGUGGAAACGUCCACACGUCCCCCGAACAUCUCGCAACACUAUCGGUGAAGCUUUACAAAAGUGACAAUAUGGACAACCCAAUCAACAGCGUCUCUCUGGGACAGUCCCUGUUCUUCAACUUCCCUCCUCUGGACAGAGACGGAGAGAGCUAUGUGCUGAUGCUGUACUCCACGCUGUCCCGCUCCCAGUAUGACUUCACUCUGCCUCAGGUCACCUUCACCUCCAAUGGCUACCACAAGCACGUCACGCUCACCUUCAACCCCACUCGUAAAGUGCCUGACCAGGAUAUUGCCCAGGGCUCCUACAUCGCUCUGCCCCUCACUCUGCUGCUGCUGUUAGCAGCGUAUAACCACGAGAAGGUGAUCCCCCUCCUGUUGCAGCUGGUGAACCGUAUCCAGGGAGUGAGGAGCAUGGCCCAGGCCAGCGGGGACAGCGCUGCUCUGGAUGAAGCCAAACGUCAGGCGAAGAGGCCGAAGGCCAGACGUACAUGAGGACACAACCGCUCGGCUAAGAUGUGAUUUGGAGAGCGAAGCCCAACACGAACCACUCGACGCGCAUCACCACCACCACCACCUCAUCAUCAGCCAUUCAGACUCACUGGACUGACUGCUGACAUUUUACAGGUUGUUUUCUCCAGAACUCUUUUGUUUAAGAAAAUUGUUAAUAUUUCUGAUAGAAUAUGAGCCAUUUUUAUACCUUUGUAAUUUAUCUCGGUCAACUCCAAUCUGUUUGCGUUUUUAAAGCACUCGAGUGCUUUUGAUAUCAGUUCUAACACAGAUCAGGACUGUGAGGCACCGUGGAGGACCGUGUGUCUUUUGGGUCGAUUCAGACGAUACACGAAGAGAACUUUCAUCAGAAUUUGUGAAAGAUCUGAUAAUAACUUCCAGUAUUGGAUCGUUAAAAUGUAAAGUUUAAUUAAAUUAACUGUAAAAUCAAAUAACAAUCAAUA